AUGGAGUACACCUACAUAACUCCUACUGCAUAUGAGUCGGGGAUGGACACCGGCCGAACUUCUAGCCGCUCCACGGAGUUCAGUUCCUGCAGUCAGCCCGUUCGAUUUCAGUAUAACAGGUGCAAUUUAGGUACCACAUCAAGCUGCCACUUCAUUGCGCCCGGACCCUGCUCUUAUCAACCCUCCCACUACAUAACAGUUCAUCAUAAUCUUUUGACUUAUGAACGAGGCGUCCAAGAGAGGCGCAAACAAAGGCGCAUCCGCACCAUCUUCACCAGCUCUCAGUUGAAAGCGCUUGAGCGUGUGUUCGCACAAACUCAUUAUCCCGAUAUCUACACGCGUGAGGAGCUCGCGCUGGAGAUUCAUCUUACCGAAGCUCGAGUUCAGGUAUGGUUCCAGAACAGACGUGCAAAAUUUCGCAAACAGGAGCGCACAGCCACAUGGGUUGCGACAUCCCUGAAAGUGCACAGGCCGUUUUCUACAGAGAACUCCAAAACGAUGACAAUUCCUGACCCGGGCAGCACACAAUGCACCCUUACAGUAACCCAAGACCAAAAAGAGUCCAGAAAGUGCCAGCCUUCUGAAGAAAUGCCCUUAGGGGGUUCUUCUCUUGAUGCACAGCGAUCAAGUGUACAUCGAACUCUCAGCGCAACUAUUGCGCAUGCGUGUUGA
Messenger RNA from Xyrauchen texanus (razorback sucker), 672 nucleotides. RefSeq names its product paired like homeobox 2Ba (gene phox2ba). The record is from RefSeq and is a predicted model, not a curated record. Gene Ontology annotation, molecular function: RNA polymerase II transcription regulatory region sequence-specific DNA binding; DNA-binding transcription factor activity, RNA polymerase II-specific. NCBI's taxonomy places the organism in Eukaryota, Metazoa, Chordata, Actinopteri, Cypriniformes, Catostomidae. Gene Ontology annotation, biological process: regulation of transcription by RNA polymerase II.